This is a messenger RNA of Cryphonectria parasitica EP155, 897 nucleotides long. RefSeq lists its product as uncharacterized. Bases 1 to 897 code for a protein of 298 amino acids. The record is from RefSeq and is a predicted model, not a curated record. The transcript has 3 exons. Gene Ontology annotation, molecular function: protein binding. NCBI's taxonomy places the organism in Eukaryota, Fungi, Ascomycota, Sordariomycetes, Diaporthales, Cryphonectriaceae.
AUGUGCAAUGAUCUGGCGGAUCCUUACGUUCAGCGAGAGCUUUCACGCAGUAUAUGUUCAGCCAAUUCUGCGCCUCAACCUCAGCGGCCUCGUAUUGCUAUCCGCUCGGAGUUUGAGAUCCAACAGCAUGCCGUUUGGCGCCUCACGCCUUCUACUCGAAGAGAGCAUGCUCUGGCUGGAAGGCUUCAUCUGUCUUAUAUCGAAAACUUGAUCCAGCGCCAAGGCGAGCACGAGGUCCUGAGUUCCGUAUAUGCAUGGGAACCAUGGCCCACACCCUCGGUCAUGGAAUCGGGUGUCUCUGCCAGACUCUGUCUCUACGCAGCGAAGUACUUCCAGUCUGCUCGGCAAUUUGCAAUAACUCGGCGAUCUCUUGAGCAAUGCUUGACGCUUGGGUGCAACAUCAGCCGAUCUUUGAUUAUUAGUAGGCUGGCGGAUAUCCUGUGCGAACUCCAGGAUUAUGCAGGAGCGGAGUCAAAGAUCCAGAGUGGGAUGUGCAACAUGGAGAAGCACGGGAAACGGGGAAGGCUAUGGAGACGCUUGCAGCUUGCCUCAGUUGAGGUUGCUCUGGGAAAGGGAGCGCUCGAGGAUGCAGAAAAGCAACUUCAGCUGAUCGGCAUUGCGCCACCUGUUCAGGACAUCACCGACGAGCUGCUGCAUGUCCGCAGCAUUAUGGCAAAUGCUCGUAUUCAGCAUUGCCGAGGCCAUUACAGCGAAGCUCUGCAGCGCUGGGAACAUGCUCUUGAUGCUACACGACAACUCCCAAGCUUCAGAAAAGGCACUGGGUUCACUACAGCAAUCAUUCACCUUUCUGUAGCUCAUGCCCAAGUCUCGCUAGAGAACGACUUGGCUGGUCAGAAAUCCUACGAAGCUGCAUGGUCGCCACGAUAUGGCUGUUGA